Emiliania huxleyi CCMP1516 is the source of this 225-nucleotide messenger RNA. RefSeq lists its product as hypothetical. The record is from RefSeq and is a predicted model, not a curated record. The annotation marks the transcript as partial. Lineage: Eukaryota; Haptophyta; Isochrysidales; Noelaerhabdaceae. The transcript has a single exon. Gene Ontology annotation, cellular component: nucleus. Gene Ontology annotation, molecular function: ubiquitin-like protein ligase binding; protein tag activity. Gene Ontology annotation, biological process: protein sumoylation.
AUCAGGCUAACCGUGGUCGAUCAGGAGGGCAUCGAGAUCUUCUUCACGUUGAAGCGGCGCACGCGUCUGGGCAAGCUGAUGAGCGCAUAUUGCCAGCGGCAGGGGCUAGCCACCCAAGGUGUGCGGUUCCUCUUUGACGGGGAGCGGCUCAACGCAUACCAUACGCCGGUGGAGAUGGACAUGGAGGACGGCGACAUCAUCGACGUGAUGCGGGAGCAGCUUGGG